Messenger RNA from Symbiodinium pilosum, 498 nucleotides. Lineage: Eukaryota; Dinophyceae; Suessiales; Symbiodiniaceae. The record is from the annotation of a GenBank genome assembly.
AUGGGCGGGUGGAUUCUGAGAACGGCCAAGCGCCAGGGAGGUAAGAAGUUCAGCAUCAAGUUCUUGUCCAGGUCAAUGAAGAUCAGCGACCAGAACAUGCCUAACUGGAAGGAAGUCCAGUCACUUGCAGAGUCACUGGGAAUCGAAGUGGAGCAGUCAAAGUGCGACGUGAGCUCCCAGGAGUCAGUGGAUGCCUUCAUCCAGAGCGUCACGCCCAACCUCACAGGAUUCAUCCACUCCGCGGGCAUUCUGCAGGAUGCGCCAGUGAUCAACCAGACCUGGGAAAGGUUUGAUGCUGUCUAUGAGGCCAAGAGCCGGGCCGCAGCAUACCUCCACGAUGCGAUGGAAAGAUUCUCAAAUCCCAAGCUCAAGUUCUUCUGGCUCUUCUCAUCCACUGCUGUGUACGGCAGUGCUGGCCAGCUGAAUUAUUCCUCGUCCAACUCCUGGUUGGACGCGCUGUCACGGCAUCGGAAUGCGCCGGGAUGCCUGGAGAGUUAG